AUGCCAUCCGGUAUGCUGUUGCUAAUUGCGACGAGGGCUGUCGACGCCGGUCUGAAAGAAAUCGCUCAAGCUCUGAUCAUGUAUGGUGCCGAUGUCAACGGGCAUGACGACGUCAUCCAACUGUUGCUGAGCCAUGGAGUCGACGUCAAUAGUCCUCACCUCGGGGGCCACAUAGCACUGCAUUUCGCUGCAUUCUAUGGGCACAAGUCAACCAUAAAGCUACUUUUGAGCACGCCUGGAAUUGACAUUGCUGCUGGUGACGGCGAAGGAGCUACAGCCCUCUGUGCGGCUGCUCGUGGGAAUCACCGAUCCGUCGCAUUGCGGAUCUUAGCCGAGGAGCCAGCUAAUGUCAACGCACGCUUCCUGGGCCAAAAGACUGCUCUUCACUUUGCGGUUGAAAAUCGAAACGUUCUCCUCGCUUCCCUCAGCUACGCGGCGGAUCAGGGCGAUCUGCGGAUGUUGGAGCUCCUCCUUACUAGGACCGAUCUAGAUUUGAAUGCUUUGGGAGCAUCUCCUAUUUAUCUUGCUGCUGAAAGAGGACAUCUAGAAGUGGUCCGCCGACUUGUCUCCCUUGACGAGGUUGAUAUUAAUCAGACUGUCUGGCAUAAGUCUCCUCUAUUUAUCGCGAUCGAAAACGGACACCGUGAUGUCGCAAAGCUGCUCCUUGAAUAA
This is a messenger RNA of Penicillium cataractarum, 672 nucleotides long. Its product is annotated as ankyrin repeat domain-containing protein. The record is from RefSeq and is a predicted model, not a curated record. Gene Ontology annotation, molecular function: protein binding. NCBI's taxonomy places the organism in Eukaryota, Fungi, Ascomycota, Eurotiomycetes, Eurotiales, Aspergillaceae. Bases 1 to 672 code for a protein of 223 amino acids. The transcript is spliced from 4 exons.